Messenger RNA from Rosa rugosa (rugosa rose), 983 nucleotides. RefSeq names its product membrane protein PM19L-like. The coding region runs from base 325 to 801 and encodes 158 amino acids. The record is from RefSeq and is a predicted model, not a curated record. The transcript is spliced from 4 exons. Lineage: Eukaryota; Viridiplantae; Streptophyta; Magnoliopsida; Rosales; Rosaceae.
GGCAAAGAAUCUCCCUUUUCUGUUCUCUAGCUUCGAGGAACAACUAUAGCUUGGUGGCUGAGGGGAAGAAUGUACCACUAAAAAGAAGACUUAAAAAUGUGAAGCAAGUAAGAAUCUGGCAUUUUUUCUUGGCUUGCCUUGAUCAUGAAGCAUCUAUCUCCUUUACAACCCCACUUAGCCUUUGGAACCUAACAGCAUUGACACGAAAAGAACCAAAACCCUUCAUGCAAAGGAACCCUUAUAUAAGCCUAUCUCUUUCCCCAAAAUGUAACAGACAACAAGCACUGCUAACCCUUUUCUUCAACAGCUUUUGAUCUUACAGAAAUGGCCGGUCAGCAGUUGAAAUCUGUCGCUGGUUUGCUUUUGGUUCUGAACUUCUGCAUGUAUGUCAUUGUGCUAGGCAUCGGCGGCUGGGCCAUGAAUAGAGCAAUCGACCAUGGUUUCAUUAUUGGUGCUGAUUUUAAUCUUCCUGCGCACUUCUCACCCAUAUACUUCCCAAUGGGGAAUGCUGCCACUGGAUUCUUUGUGACAUUUGCUUUGAUCGCCGGAGUUGUUGGUGUUGCUUCAGCCAUUUCUGGACUCAACCAUCUUCGUUCUUGGACAUCUGAUAGCUUGCCAUCUGCGGUCGCAGCUGCUACCAUUGCCUGGACUCUCACUCUCCUCGCCAUGGGCUUUGCUUGGAAGGAGAUAGAGCUUGACAUCAGGAAUGCCCGCCUGAGGACAAUGGAGGCAUUCUUAAUCAUCCUUUCAGCUACUCAGCUUCUGUAUAUAGCAGCCAUCCAUGGCUCUGUAUCAAGAUGAACUUGGAAGAGUUGAGUGACUUUGGUGCUGGGUGUGCUGUGUCUGCAUUCUUUUGUUUAAUCUCACUCCCUUUUAGUGUUGUGUGUAUGGCGUGAUUAGUAUGUUAAGAUUGUAUUGGAUUGGGUUACGGGUUCAUAGUAAUAGUAAGGGAUGCACAAGAAUACAAUUUACAUUUUCUUUCA